Messenger RNA from Diprion similis, 1842 nucleotides. RefSeq names its product MYCBP-associated protein-like. NCBI's taxonomy places the organism in Eukaryota, Metazoa, Arthropoda, Insecta, Hymenoptera, Diprionidae. The transcript has a single exon. The record is from RefSeq and is a predicted model, not a curated record. The coding region runs from base 1 to 1842 and encodes 613 amino acids.
AUGGAUCAUGGUCGAAGAAUCGGUAGAAAGGAAACGCCGUUGACUUUGAAAAGGCCGUGCAAUACGUCCAUCGUAACAGUAACCGAUCCCCCCUAUUCGAAAGACAAGCCCAUAGUGGAAGAUCGUCGUUUAAAAAACUGGAAUACGUGGCUGAGGAGACACAGGAUACAAUGCGAGGCGCUUCGUGGCGGUGUUUCCAAUGCUAAAGCGGACAUGGUGAUGAACAGCUGCGAAGAAGUAAGGGCGCAGAUCGAGAUGAAAAACCUGAUGGAAUACGCCGCUGUUCCGGUGACGCCGAUUCCCGGCAAGUCCACGGGGAGUCCUGGAUUCUGGAAGGUACCACCGACCUUGUCGAACCACGGUAAUCCCUGUCUUCCAGACGUAGGUCCUGUGCUCACGAAGAAGGAGCUCAACUCGUUCCCGACACUGGAGCACAUCGAGGUCCCCAAGUGCAUAAGGGAGGAGAAAAACUUGUCCAAUUUGGAAGGCUUGGUUCCCAGAUGGAAGCGGAAUUCAUACCUCAGUAAAAGGAGACAGGAAUUGGCCAGCAGCAUUGCGAUUUUACAACCAAGCUGCCCUGAAACUGAGACAGAGCUUGUGGUGCGAGGACGGAGGUUUGGCCGUCCCGAAGAAGAGCAAGAAGUGCCUCGUCUUCCCGUGAUUAGUAUAACCGAUGCUUCGAUCGAGAGUGAGGAAUCGGAGGUGAAAAUCACGGUCGACGAAGCAGUCGUUGUGACGUUGGAGAUAAACGGAGUUAGGGUAACCAGAGGCGAAGAGAAUAUUCAUAAGGGAUCGAAGGACCUCGUGUGGUCGUUGACGUUCUUCAACGCGGUCAACCAAAGGUCGAAGAAGUGUCUGUGCUUGGAGAACAAGGGGACCAUGGCCAUCGCUUACGAAUGGCGCGACACCGCUUGGGCCUCGAAGAUUUUACCCUUGGGUUCGAGAAGCGAGACUAGCUUUUUCUUCAACAAGAACAAGGCCUUGAUAUUGCCCGGACAGAAGACCGAGAUUCCGAUUUGGUUCAAGAAACGUCGAGCUGGGAUCUUCUCCGAGUCUUGGCGGCUUGUCACCGAGCCGAAACUUUGUGGGGCGAAUCUAAUCAUGAGAAUGUGGGGAUGUGCUUCUUCCGAAGACUCAGGGUCUGGCGGAUCAGUAGACGCCUACUUGGACCGCUGCAUCCGGGAUAGCAGCGUCCGAGAAACCCUCGACUUCAUCAUCUCCAACGUCAGUCCGUCCAGGCCUCCGGAACCGGCGUACAAAAGCUGUUACUUGGAGGCUGAAUUGUUCCGGGCUAAGAAUCCGUCGUACUUUUAUCACGCGAGUGCGAUCGCCGAGUUGUACAAAUUGUGGGAUAAUUCUUUGGUGUCUGAUGUUGCUGCUACGUGGAACUUGUCUUUGGUCGAAUUGCGAAGUCUUCUUUUCCGGAUCGAUGAUCCUGAGCUCAGAAACAAGCGGCUUAAGGAGUUCACUGAUCUCUGUAAAGAGUGUCUUAAACCCGAUGGAUUUAGUACGGAUAAAAGUGUUAAGUAUGGAGUCGUUUAUAACGUCUUGUGUGCAUUUGCCAAUCGGAUGGAAGAGGAGAAUGCAAUCGUUAAACGAAGUUGCAUUCUCAGUCAGCCGGAUAACGUGGCGUCGAUUAAUUCUUCCAUCGAGAUUUCUCGGGAAAGUUUGUCGCCCAAAAUUAUGGGCACGAAUGAAUGGCAUACUAGCUUGAAGUCCACCGAAAUUCUCUUGUAUGGACAAGUUUUUUAUACGCGCAUUUAUGAACUUUUAGUUGAAACUAUAGAGCAAAUGUGUGCGGCUAUAGACUCUGUCAAUAAUCUCAAUGAGCCUGAACAAUAA